CUCACUCUGCUGUAGCUCCAUGGAUCUGCUUUACUGGGGCAUGUAUAAUGCAAAGAAAACAACCAUUUACAAGCACGCAGGCUGACACGCUCCCUCGGGCAAUAAGGGAGUAGUGCCAGAGACGUCUGAAGUCAGAGUGGAUUUCCGCACGUCUCCAGGAUAAAACAGGUCAUCUGGUGUCUAAUUCACUGACUGAUGUCUCGGAAGAUUGUAAUAAAAACCAUGUUUUGACUUAAUUUUUGAUCUCUACGCUAUGACUAUUGAUUGUUUCUAUGGUAGGGGUGUAAGGGAUGUUAUAGACUUCUCAGCAUCAUUCUUCAGGGUUCCUUUGGCAUUUACUUAAUGAAGCAGACUCACAGCACGAGCUAAACAGACACCCGAUCACUUUUAUAGAUUAUUUCCUUCUAUUUUUAGCCCCCUUUUAUGAUACGUUCACAGCUGCCGUUUUAUCACCACAUACAUGUUUUUUUAGGUUUUUAAGGGUUUUGCUGAAAUUCUGACCUCUUGCCGUGUGUGUUUGUCAGGUCUAAAGGUGGAUGAGUGUAUUCGGGGCCAAAGAUGAAGGCCUGGCCAACCGUGGCCGGGAUCCUCCUGCUGAUCUGUGAGCAGCUGAGAACUGUUCAGCCGCGGGAUUUCUCCAUGAAAGACAUCAUUCUGCUGCACCCCUCAACCACGCCUCACCCCGGUGGCUUCAAGUGCUUCACCUGUGAGGAUGCAGCCGAUAACUACCAGUGCAACCGAUGGGCUCCGGAUGUUUUCUGUCCCAAAGGUACAAAGUACUGCUACACGCUCCACAUGAUGGAUGACCGUGGAGGCAGCGUGUCUGUAACCAAACGCUGCGCCACCCUGGAGAACUGCCAGCUCACCGGAUGUGUGAACGUCACCCAUAACGGUUACCAGAUGUGUACGUCCUGCUGCGAGGGGAACAUCUGCAACAUCAUGGUGCCGAGAAACGACAGCAGCGCCGUCUUCUCCUCCACCUCUCCGCUGGUCAGCUCGGGCGGAGGCCUUCACCCCCCAGGACUGCUGCACUUCAUCAUCGUGGUCUGGAGCUGCCUCCACUGGACGUGUUGGAAUCGAACGUCUUAACUUAACGUUUUUACAAAAUGAAAGAUGCAGAAAUUUGCAGACGGAACUUUUUUAUGUCUGCAGCACUUUGGAGUCUCGACCCACAAACUCUCAGUCGCAGGGACGCUCUACCACUGGGCCACCAAGUCACCAAAGUCCAUAUAAAAAAGUCCUGGAGCCGUACAGACACUCAGUCCUGGAUUUCCGUCAUUAAGGAACCUUAACAUCACUUUCUCUGUUUCAGUAAAGACAAAAAAUCAAAUUUUUCAAUCUUUUCUUCAGCAGUUUGGACAUUUUAUCUUCAAUCUAACUUUUAAAAAAACGUUUUCUCUUGUACUAAAACUAAAAAGAAUAAAAAAAAUGCAAAAUAUACCUUCAGAAAUCUCAAAUUUGAUUAGAAAAAUGUUGAUAUUCAAGAUGUUUCCUUAAAAAAAUGUAGUUUUCUCAUCAAUUCACCAACACAUAUUGGCAUGGGAGGGGGUCACAUAAAGAAGAAGUGCACCAAAGCACUUAUCAAAUGCACCCAACACAUUCUAAGUUCAGAUUCAGCUUGAUUCAUUUGUCAAAUUUCCAUACGUUCAUCUUCAGAAGCCGCUGAAUCCCUUUUGAGGUCACAAGGUUGCUGGAGCCUAUCCUUGCUACUGUUGGACAUAACCGGGGUACGCCCUGAACGAGUCGUCUAUUUUUUUGGACUCAUUUCAACAUAAAAGUGACUUUCAAUUAAUGCAUUUAGGACUUUUUGCUAUGAAAAACCAGCAUUAAAUAUCUUUUCUAUUAUAAUAAAAAUACAAGAAAUCGAUUUAAACAUUUGUUUUUUUUUUCCUUUACAUAAAUAUUUUUUUUUAAUAAGAAAAUCUGAGUUUUUCCAAGAUGUUCCCUUCUGUCAUCUGAAUUAUAUUCUAAAACUUUGGUGCUAAAACUAUUUCAAUAUUUUACUGAAGUUUCUAUCCAAAUGCUCACUUAACCAUCAUCUUUAAAACUGGCAACAAUAACCUAAAUGUACAUAAAUAUGGUUGUAUGGAGGUUUUAGGGUUUGUGAAUCAAACAAUGUGUUUUCUAUCAAAUGUGAUUUUGCUUUUAAUUUAUUCUUUCUUCAUUAUUUGGAGUUUGUUGUAACGCAUAAUAGCUUUUUUAAUUAAAAUAUACUGUGAUAAAUUGUGAAAUCUGUUGAUACCAUUUUUAGUUUUGAAUGAUCUGUUUAAUGCAGAUGAAGAUCAUUACUGAGUUCACUCUUAAGACCUCUGAGCAUCUUUGUUCAUCUCACGUAAAUGUUUGUGUUGAAGCUGUUUUUGCUUUUUAUUCAACAUUUCAAAGGUUUUACCACAAAAAUACCCCAAUAUGGAGAGAUUUUUGUUGGAAAUAAGGUCUUUACUUUGUUAGUUUUUUAAUUUCUUUACAUAAAGAUUUAUAUAAUUAAAAGACAAAUUAAAAGGAGGUUUAAAGGCUAAAAAAUUAGAAGUUCACACGAGUUUAACACAUCAUAAACUGCACAAAUGAAAGUCAUUUAAACUAAUUUUUUACAUUAAAUUUUCAAAUUUAAAUUUUAGUUUGUUGUAGAAAGAUGAACAAAAAUUGCUGUUCACUGAUUUCAUCAAACUCACCUAAUUAGUAGAAUACAUUGUGUUUUUAGUUUUAUUCAUCAACAGGAAGUGAAUUAUUUGUGUUGCUUAUAUGGAAUCUAUGACAAAGUAUUAGGGCAAGAAAAAAAGAAGAAAAAUUGACAAAUAUAUAAGAUUAAAGUCAUAGAAUUAAGAGAAUAAUUAAUUUAUAAAAAUAAA
This is a messenger RNA of Oryzias melastigma (Indian medaka), 2846 nucleotides long. It is a transcript of the gene lypd6, whose product is annotated as LY6/PLAUR domain containing 6. NCBI's taxonomy places the organism in Eukaryota, Metazoa, Chordata, Actinopteri, Beloniformes, Adrianichthyidae. Gene Ontology annotation, biological process: positive regulation of canonical Wnt signaling pathway. The coding region runs from base 559 to 1089 and encodes 176 amino acids. Gene Ontology annotation, molecular function: acetylcholine receptor inhibitor activity. The transcript has 4 exons. The record is from RefSeq and is a predicted model, not a curated record.